Molecule: messenger RNA, 1123 nt
Organism: Meira miltonrushii
Lineage: Eukaryota; Fungi; Basidiomycota; Exobasidiomycetes; Exobasidiales; Brachybasidiaceae
Product: aldolase
Exons: 2
Coding region: 1-1053 (350 amino acids)
Biological process (GO): pentose-phosphate shunt, non-oxidative branch; carbohydrate metabolic process
Cellular component (GO): intracellular anatomical structure
Molecular function (GO): transaldolase activity
Source: RefSeq, a predicted model, not a curated record
AUGAGUAUCCAAGCAGAUGCACUUUCGUCCAUUUGCGAGAUUGAUAUCGAUACGAUGGAUAGCUCAUAUGCCAAUCGUAUCAAUGGAAAACCAUGUGAUAUGACAUCCAAUCAGUUCUUAAUGGCAGCCAUGUUAUGCGAUGAGGCAAAUAAAGAUAUUGUAGAUGGCGUCAUUGCAGAAUUAGGUAAACAAGGAUGGAAAGUCGUAUUUUGCAGAAUUGCAGCUUUGUUCUGUAAACGUACUUUACCUUUCAUUCGUGGUAGAGUCUUGGUUCAAGUCAGUCCAAGAGGUGCAUACGAUUAUGAAGAUACACUUUCAUGGGCGAGAGAAUAUGCAAAAGCAUUCGAACAUGUUGGGAUCAGUAAAGAUCGUUAUGCAAUCAAAAUUCCAACCACAGGUCCGGCUAUGAAUGCGGCAAAACAACUAGAAACUGAAGGGAUUGCAACAUUAGGAACAGCAAUGUUUAGUGUUACGCAAGCAGUUGCUGCCAGUCAGGCAAAUUGUUAUGCAAUAAGUCCAUACUACAACGAAAUCAAAGCACACGGUGAUCCAUCUUUACGCAUAAACGUGGAAGAUUUCUUAACCCAACAUCCAAUGUCCAACAGAAUUGCUCAAAUUCGUCAUGUUUAUAACAUUGAACGUGAACAAAACGGCAAAAAACAACCUCAAAUGAAACCUGCAAGCUUUGUUGUUUGGCAAGAAGCAAUGGCAUGUGCAAUGUUGGGAAGUGAAAAUGUUACUGCUUUACCACCAACUUUGGAUGAAUUAAUCACGAUUUCAUCUUCUGCUCUUCAACGUGAUCCUAAAGCUGAUAUUUCAAAAGAAGUGGAAGUUUUACUGAAUAAUGAUCCAUUGACAGGAUCAACUUCUUUCACUAAAGCAGAUUUGCCAACGUACAAGACGGACUAUUUGACGAACAAUGGGGCUGCCCUCGAUGCUGCAAAUGAGGCAGAUCCCGUUACCAAACAAAGAUUGUUUGAUGCCUUGGAAUUGUUCUGCUCUUUUGAAGAUCAAUGCAAGACGUUCAUCGAAGAGAAGUUGGUUGCUGUUUAAGAACACUGAUCAUCACUGUAUACUGCUCAUAAAUGCUAGGAAAUGACAUGAAAUAAUAAGAGAUUUGCAU